GGUGAGUUCUGUGACUGGAGGAAGCUCGAUUUCUGUCUCGUUCCGACUCCCCCGUGUUGUAGAGAUUUGUGGGAGCAGCACAGUCUGGGGGUGUCGGAUAUUGUUUGGGUGGAACCCACGAGCUGCCGCAAUGUUUGACGUGUGUGAGUGGAAUGAUAAUUCAGAGGCGCGCUCACUGACCCAAUGUUUGGCGAGAAAUUCCGGAGAAGCAGCCGCCAAGAAAGAUAAUUCUGGUCUUAGCAGGAAAAAGCGAACAAAGCGAAAUCGUGAGCUGCUGGAGAUCCUGCAUUCACUUGAGACCCCCAGUAUUAGGGAACAGGACUCACAUGCUGCAGAGACUCAGACUUGUGCAGCACAACAUGUUGUGUCUCCAGACCGUACCCCUCAGUGUGAAGACGCACAGCCAGUUGUGUAUCCUGUUCUCCCCUCUGAGCCCCGGCUGAGCCGCAAGCAAUGGAGGAAUAAGCUGAAGAACAAGAAACAGCACAAGAACAAAUUCAAACCUUCCUCAGACUGUGCCAAGGGGAAUGUGGAGAGGAGUGGGGAGGCAGGGGAACCCCGGGGAGGGCACAGAGGGGAGAAGACCAAAGUACAAGAUAACACAGUGCCUACAAAUAAUUUGGGUGAUCAUAAGCCCAGGAAGACUCUCACUAUAAAAGAGCACAAAGCUGGGAGACUGAAUAGAGAUGGUCAAGAAGAAGAGAGAGUUGCAGCAAAACGUGCCAGGCCCGAGCCAAUGACUGGAGGCACUGCAAAUAAGAGUGGGGCCCUCAUGCAGAGGCGUACGGUGCAGAAGCUGAAGAAAAUAAUGCAGAGGGAGGGGCAAGGGAAUGACAUAGGAACAAAUGAGGAGGAACCUGAGAUUCCAGCAGAGGAGGAGACAGUGGGGGAAAGUCCUUCCUGUGACCGUUCCACAUCGUUACGUUCCCGCAUGGAGGAACGCCUGAGUUCUGCCCGUUUCCGUUACAUUAACCAACAACUUUACACAUCAGACAGCCACGAGGCCCUUCGCCUCUUCCAAAACGACCCGGAAGCUUUUAGUGUUUAUCAUAAAGGUUUCUCCCAACAAGUCCAGCACUGGCCAGUCAACCCGGUCACCCAGAUCAUCAAGUUCAUCAAGAACAGGCCUUCCUCGCUGGUAGUGGCAGAUUUUGGCUGUGGCGAUGCUCUCAUUGCUCGAAGUGUUCGGAACACGGUCCAUUCCUUUGACCUGGUGGCUCUGAAUGAUCACGUGACUGUGUGUGACAUGUCCAAGGUCCCCCUGUCGGAUGAGACUGUGGAUAUCGCUGUAUUUUGUCUCUCUCUGAUGGGGAAGAAUGUCAGUGAGUUCCUCAAAGAAGCAAAUAGAGUCCUGAUCCCGGGGGGGGUGCUGCUACUGGCUGAAGUGAGCAGUCGUUUUGAUGACAUCAGGCAGUUCCUGAGUGCAAUGUCUCUGCUGGGAUUCAAGAACAUAACAAAGAACACAGACAACAGUCACUUUUUCCUGUUUGAGUUCAGCAAGAGUGGCCCCGCAAAGGAGCGAGUCACCCACCCUGGGCUGGAGCUGCACCCGUGUCUUUAUAAGAAGAGGUGAUCUGGACAUUAGUCCUCCUCUCAAGGUUCUGCCUCUGCCAAACGUGUGCCCAUGGCCUUCUCUGUUCCUGAGGAGCCCCGCCCCCAUAGUUUGUAAUGGGAGGAGUGGCACCAAAUCCCGUGUUCUGUUGGGCUCAGUUCACUGGCCGGAAGUUUUAUUGUAAUCCCAAAAGUCGACAUUCUGUGAUUUAGUAGAUGUUGCAAUUUAUUGGGCCCAAUUGUUUGUGCAGUUUCUGUGCCAAUAUAAUUACAAGUUUUAGUUA
Xenopus laevis (African clawed frog) is the source of this 1835-nucleotide messenger RNA. It is a transcript of the gene rrp8.S, whose product is annotated as ribosomal RNA processing 8 S homeolog. The transcript is spliced from 8 exons. Gene Ontology annotation, molecular function: methyltransferase activity. Gene Ontology annotation, biological process: regulation of transcription by glucose; rRNA processing; rDNA heterochromatin formation. Gene Ontology annotation, cellular component: nucleolus; rDNA heterochromatin; chromatin silencing complex. The record is from RefSeq and is a predicted model, not a curated record. The coding region runs from base 131 to 1573 and encodes 480 amino acids. NCBI's taxonomy places the organism in Eukaryota, Metazoa, Chordata, Amphibia, Anura, Pipidae.